UUCUAUGCUGAAUAGUUUCAUGUUACCGCUACAAAUGAAUAAUCUAUUUGCAGUGAACAUUUCCAAACUUCCUAAAACAGUCGGCUACACCAGUGGUAAUUUAUUAGACUGUAGUUGUGUCAUAAUACAAAGGUGGUAUUAUUGACUUUUUGUUGGUCAUAAACAUUCUGUUUGCAUUCACUGCAGUUUAAUGUUGUAAAACCAUAAAGCAUAAACAAGAGUCCUCAGGGGCCAAAAUACAUUUUAUCUGCAAAUCCAUGAGAAGACAAUGGCAUGAUUUUACCUCCGGCCUACAUUAAAAUUGGUUUAGGUGAACAAAAUGAACAAAAUAAAUGCACAUAAAAUAUUAUAUUUGUGAAGAAGACACAUCAUAAUUCUGCAUCAUGCAUCAUAUAAACCUAGUUAAGUGAAAUCAGUGAAAUGUCAUGUAGCAGCUUUUUAAGUUAGUUGUAAUUAUAUAGAUAAUGGGAAUUGUGUUUUUCUUAGCACAUUCCGUGAUGAAUUUAGGAUUAUUGUUCUAUCCCUAAUAAAUACAGUAGUGGCAUUACAUUAUUUUAUUUCAUGACAAAUUACUAUUUGGAUGGAUGUAACUUUGUUACAACGUACAGUACUUUCUUGGACUUUACACCACACUGUGUUUUGAGUGAGCCACAAAACGCUGCCCCAAAAUGCAGCCAGGUCUGGCUAAUUAUUAACUAAGAAAAUGUGCCAACUGUCUGGCUUUAUUGCAUUAUAAUUGUGUCAAACAGUGCGUCAAUCUGGAAUAAGUUUUCUUACAAAAAGGCUGACACAUACUGAUAGAAGUAUGAUACAAGAAAGGAUGAUUUGGAGGUCCACACUGUGCAGUGUUUGAUUUUAAAGACAAGAAAAACAGACAUUUGUGCCACUCAACAGUUAAAACUUUGGGCAGUUUUUGAGUUUCUGUGGGAACAGGGAACAGGGAAACUCUUUCGUUUUCAAACUAUUUCCCCCUCCCUUCUUCACACACACACACACACACACACACACACACAAACUAACUCCCACUCUUAGCUGGGUCCGCCCACCGAAUGUUUUGGCUUUCUGUGUCUGAUAUCUGAUAAAGCUUGCCUUUCGCAGUACAGCUCACAAGUACCCCCGCAGGCACAGACAAUGCCAAACCACCUCAAGUCUUGCUGCAGCCUUUUACAGGAUGGUUAAAGAUUCACAGAGCUGAUAUUGAGGAAAUAACAUCAUGGGGAGCAAAUGCUCCGCAAUGAGGAGGGGUAAGAGGAAAGAAGAACGCGAAGAUGUGGUUUCCACCAAAGUGCAAAGAAGAGAAGAGUCUCCUCCCCUCCAAAGGAGGCCAUCUCUGCAGGAAGAAGGUAGAACCAUAAAGGAGAAGCAGGCUUUAGAGAGGCAAGAAGAAGAAACGGUCUCUGAAAAACGGGAAUGCAGUGAAAAGAACAGUUCUCUGGUACAUGAAUACACUGUUGCUGAAGUUAACAGCCCAAGUCCUUGUCUCUCUGAAACACAAAACCCUGCUUCGGCUGUCACAGUGGAGAAAGAAGAAGCCGACUGGGUGGACAAAAACAGGGCUAAGCUCAUUCAGGACGUCACAUUAGUGAAGAAAAUUGCCGAUGAGAUGCUCCAAAUGAAGAUAAUGCAUAAAGAGAUGUACAGCAACAUCAUGGCUGCCCCGACCAGCCAGGAGCAGAUGAGGGAGCUCUACAAGACCCUGAAUACUCUAAAAGCCAAGUCUGCCUUCUAUAGGCUGCUCCAGGAAAUUCAGCCAGAGACAUGCCAAACAGAAGAGGUCAUCAAAAAAGCAAUCAAAGAGCACAAAGAACAUCUGAGGAAAAAGUUUAAAUACGAGUUUGAAGGCACUGAAAAAGAUCAAAACCGUAAACAAUUAUUGGACAAAAUUUACACGGAGCUUCACAUUGUACAGGGCGAGAGCGAACAUGUCAAUAGAGAACAUGAGAUCCGGGAGAUUGAGGAAAAGGCGAAGGGUAAAACAGCUGGAGACACUAAAAUCAACUGCAAUGACAUCUUUAAAAGUACAUCAGAAGGUAGCGUUUCAUCUGAGCAAGACAAUGGAGAAGUGAGCGAAAUCAGAACCGUGAUGACAAAGGGAAUUGCCGGCAUCGGGAAAACUGUGUCCGUGAAGAAGUUCAUCCUUGACUGGGCUGAUGGGCGAGCCAAUCAGGACUUGGACUUCAUCUUUGUGCUGCCCUUCAGGGAGCUAAAUCUGGUCAUUAGGCGCUCAUUUAGCCUUGAGACACUUGUCAGAGAAUUCCAUCCAGAACUACGAAACCUAGCAGUUGCAAGAAUACCUGCUAAUCACAAGGUUUUGUUCAUUUUUGAUGGUCUUGAUGAAAGCCAGCUUGAACUGCAAUUCAAGAGUGUCGAAAUGUUGACAGAUUGCACUGAGAUAUCAUCGGUGAACACUCUGGUGACUAACCUCAUCCGGGGACAUCUUCUCUCAUCCGCUCUUGUCUGGAUAACUUCAAGACCAGGGGCUGUUCAUCUCAUCCCCCGCCAGUAUGUACACCAGUGGACUGAGGUCAGAGGAUUUGAUGAUCCACAAAAAAUACAGUACUUCAGGAACAAAAUUGAAGACAAGGCAGUUGCUGAAAGAGUUGUUGACAACGUUACGGCCUCCCGGAGCUUGUUCAUUAUGUGUCACAUACCUAUUUUCUGUUGGAUUGCCGCAAAAGUUCUAGUGUACUUGCUAAAUAAAAUGGAUAAGGCUAAAGAUGAAGACAUAUACAUACCCACAACUCUGACUGAGAUGUACACACACUUCCUUUGCAUUCAAAUGCAGCUAGCUACCGAAAAGUAUGACAACAGGAAUGAGUCAGAUACAGAGGAAAUCUUCAAGUGGAAUGAAGAAUUCAUUUUUAAACUAGGCAGGAUGGCAUUUGAGCAUCUGAAUGAAGGCAAAAUCAUAUUUACUGACAAUGAUCUGAAGAAGUAUGGCAUUGACAAAGACAAAGCUGGAGUUCACUGUGGGUUGUGCACACAGAUAUUCAAAGAAGAGAGCGUGUUCUGCAAAAAGAAACUCUACUGCUUUGUCCACCUGACGGUUCAGGAGUACUUUGCUGCUCUUUUUGUCUACCGCAGUUUUGCAAGGAAAACAAUCGAUUCUCCAAGCCUCAAGAAUUUCCUGCUCAAAGGGUCUGAGGAAGAGCUUGAGGCUAUCUUGAAUGCAGAUCCAGUUGAUUUACCUUUAUAUGAGCUGAUGGAAAUCUCAAUAGCCAAUUCAACUCAGAGAAAGACAGGAGAACUGGACAUGUUCCUCAGGUUCCUCAUUGGCAUGUCCCUGCAGUCAACACAAGAACUACUUGGAGGCCUGAUUCAACAGGAGGAAGAAGAGGAGCACUCUGAAGUGGUUGAGGAAAUUAAGAAGAGUCUGUUAGAGAUAGAUUUAGGAGACUGCUCACCCGAAAGAUGUCUGAACCUUGUUCAUUGUCUGAUUGAGCUGAAAGACAGUUCCCUACACGAGACUGUGCAGAAGUGUCUGAAACCAGAUCAUAAUCCAGAUUCACAGCUCUCCCCUGUCCAGUGCUCAGUUUUGGCAGACUCAAUUCUAAUGUCAAACACGCCUCUAGAUGAAUUCAACCUGAAGAAAUACAGACCAGUGGUAAAAGGGAUUUUUAGGCUUGUCCCAGCUGUCAGAAACAGCAGAAAAGCAAGAAUCUCAGGCGUGGAUCUUGAUGUUUGGAUUGGUGAAACAAUCUCCUCAGCUCUUCAAACGCCAAAGUCUGUGCUAACUGAACUGCACCUGUUAAAUUGUGGCUUUUAUGAGAAAGGAACAAAGGUCUUGAUUGAUGGGCUACUAAACUGUCAGUGUGAACUAGAAGCUCUGAGUCUCUCAGGUGAAGGAAUUGGCCAACCAGACUGUGAAAAUAUGGCCUCCGCUAUCAAGUCACUCAACCUAAGAGAACUGGAGCUGAGUGACCAAAUACUGAGAGAUUCACUAUAUUCUUUCCUUUCUGUUGGGCUAGGCAGUCCUAAAUUGGAGAAGCUCAGACUUAACAGAAACUAUUGGAUUGAAACGAUCUGUGCGGAGUUGGUGACAGCGUUCACAUCCAACCCUUGUUCCUUGCGAGAGCUGGAAUUGAAUUACACCAGUUUGAAAGACUCAGAAAUGGAGAUCCUCUCCACUGGGCUGACGAGCACCAACUGCAUUCUGGAAGUGUUGAGUCUCCGUCACAACGAACUCACUGAGAAAGGUUGUGAGGUGUUGGCCUCAGCACUCUGCUCCAAAUCUUCCCACCUGAAAGAGCUGGACCUGAGCUACAACGAACUGCAGGACUCAGGAGUGAGGGCGCUCUGUACUGCACUGAUGAACCCACUCUGUGGUUUGAAAAUACUAAGGCUGUCAUUCUGUAAAGUGACGGGUGAUGGAUGUGUCGCCCUGGCCUCGGCUCUCAGGUCCGACCACUGCAGUCUCAAGGAGCUGGACCUCAGUUUUAACUACCUGGGAGAUCAAGGAGUCAAGCUGCUGACUGAAAUACAGAAGGAUUCACGCUGCAGUCUGGAGAAACUCAAUGUGGAAGAAAAUGAAGAAUACUGGUUUGACCUGAGGCUACUGAGACAGUAUGCCUGCAAUCUGACACUUGACCCUAACACAGCAGGCUUGAAUGCAAUUUUGACAGAAGAGAACAAAAAGGCAACACAUGUUGGUGAGAAGCAGCCAUAUCCUAAACAUCCAGACAGAUUUGAUGCCACUCAAGUACUGUGUGAAGAGGGUCUGACCGGUCGCCAUUACUGGGAGGUUGAGUGUGAUUCAGCUGAUGUUGGAGUGGCAUACAAAAGUAUAGACAGAGUGGCAGAUUGUUCAAGCGAAUUAUCUUUAGGAGGGAAUGAAAAGUCUUGGUGCUGGAUGCACGAAGGGAGCUUUCGUCAUAACAAUUCCAAUGUGAAAUGUGUCAACCGCGCUACAUACAGAAGUACCAUAGGGGUGUAUCUGGACUGGCCUGCUGGCAUUUUGUCCUUUUUUGAGGUCCUUCCUGAUGCACUGAGCCACCUGUACACUGUCUGUACAACUUUCACUGAGCCACUCUAUGCUGGCUUCUCGUUUGUUAAUGGAUCAGUUUACCUUCCUAAACUAAAGUGACCAAAUAAACUUUGGGGAAAUGUCUUAAACAUACAACUAGAAUGACCUACUUGUUGCUGGCUACAUGCAAAAACAAUGAUACAGUACAUGUCAUGCAACAAUCAAUUUUUAAACCUCAUAAAUAUGAUGCUAGGUAAAAGCUGAUGGAGCAAAACAGAGAUCCAAGUGUCAUGACACUUUUAAAGUUUGAAUAAUGUUUCUAUGUGACAGUAUGAUGAGAUAACAUGGAUCCGCAGUGGAGAGAUAAUUUCCUUUUGUUGUAUAUAUGCAAAUGAAUCACAUUUUUUGCUUUUUUUUUUUUUAACAGAAAGUGGUAGCAUAACAUUCCUACUGUCUUUUUUUGUAAAACUGUGUUUACAACAACUUUACCCAUAAAAUGACCUUUUCUAUAUCAGUUACUCGAUGUGUGUUAUUUUGAAUGCGCAGAAAGCUUUGUUUUUGUGUUGAUAUGUGUAUUUUACAUCACAUGUGCAGAAGAUGGAUAAUGAUAAUAAAAGAUAAUGUUGAAUAACCGUUAUCUCUUG
Centropristis striata (black sea bass) is the source of this 5607-nucleotide messenger RNA. Its product is annotated as NLR family CARD domain-containing protein 3-like. Gene Ontology annotation, molecular function: protein binding. Gene Ontology annotation, biological process: regulation of apoptotic process. The record is from RefSeq and is a predicted model, not a curated record. Bases 1214 to 5083 code for a protein of 1289 amino acids. The transcript is spliced from 12 exons. Lineage: Eukaryota; Metazoa; Chordata; Actinopteri; Perciformes; Serranidae.